Molecule: messenger RNA, 2287 nt
Organism: Pectinophora gossypiella (pink bollworm)
Lineage: Eukaryota; Metazoa; Arthropoda; Insecta; Lepidoptera; Gelechiidae
Gene: RpA-70
Product: replication protein A 70 kDa DNA-binding subunit
Exons: 11
Coding region: 193-2007 (604 amino acids)
Biological process (GO): nucleotide-excision repair; DNA replication; telomere maintenance via telomerase
Cellular component (GO): DNA replication factor A complex; nucleus
Molecular function (GO): single-stranded telomeric DNA binding; damaged DNA binding
Source: RefSeq, a predicted model, not a curated record
AGUGUCAUGUGUCACAGACAGUCGCAGUUGCGAUUUUCGCGGUUGUUUUUCGCUUCUCUAAGAAAUGUGUGAGCGCUAAAAUUGUUAUUUGUUAUAAAACGUGGAUUAAAAUUAGAUAAUAGUUUCUAAAUAACUAAAGGAUUAUACUACAGGGAAAUUUUCUGCUAUAGUGUGAAGAAAACCUCUUAAAUCAUGGCCUAUAAACUUUCAGAAGGAUCUCUUGAGAUAAUUAUGAACGGUGGUCAUUAUGAUAAGCCGGUAAUGCAAGUGUUAGGAAGCAAAAAGAUCCAAGGGAGUGGAGCAAACGAGCGGUUUCGCCUGCUGGUGUCUGACGGGAAGCACUCCCACAGUUUCGCCAUGCUUGCGACACAGCUAAAUGACAAAUUGAUCACAGGAGAACUCUCAGACUAUUCAGUUGUACAAAUUGAUCGCUUUGUCACAUCACUGCUUAAGAAUACAGGCAAAGGAGAAAAGAGGGUAAUGAUCAUCUUGGACAUUACCAUCUUGGCUUCUGGGGCAGCAGUUGGGAAAAAGAUUGGAAACCCGGUAACAUGGUCUGAGGAUGCUGCACCAACAACCCCUGCUCAGGCCCCGAUGCAACCUGUGCCUAAACAAAACCCAGCACCAUCUCCGAUAGGACGUAUGGCUAAUGGUUCAGCCCCCAGUCUAGACACCAGUCUAAUAUCCUCACAGAUGACUCACCCUAUAGCCAGCUUGAGUCCUUAUCAAAACAAAUGGAUAAUAAAAGCUCGCGUGAUGAGCAAGUCGCCGGUGCGCACGUGGAGCAACGCCCGCGGAGAGGGCAAGCUGUUCAGCAUGGACCUCUGCGACGAGAGCGGCGAGAUCCGCGCCACCGCCUUCAGGGACGCCGUCGACAAGUUCUACGACAUGAUACAGGUGGACAAAGUAUAUUACAUCAGCCGCUGCCAGCUCAAGACUGCUAACAAACAGUUUACCAAUUUGAAGAACGACUAUGAGAUGACGUUCACUAACGAGACAGUAGUCGCCGAGUGCACUGAAGACUCGUCCUCUGUACCUACCAUCAAAUAUGAUUUUGUACCCAUCAGCGACAUUGCUAAUAAAACCCCUGAUGUAAUACUAGAUGUGAUUGGCGUUUGCAAAUCUGCUGCUGACGUUCAGGAGCUCACAGCUAGAACUACCGGCAAAUUGCUGAAGAAAAGAGAAGCGACACUCGUCGACCAGUCCGGGGGCGCUAUUGUCUUGACUUUGUGGGGAAAUGAAGCAGAAACUUUCGAUGCCAGCACUAAUCCAGUGGUAUCAGCUAAGGGCGCCCGGCUGACGGAGUUCAACGGUAGCAAAUCCCUGUCAUGCGCGGCCAGCACUAUGCUACGGCUGAACCCCGAUUUGCCUGAAGCACACAAGCUGCGCGGCUGGUACGACAACGGAGGCGCCGAUAUGGAAAUCGUCAAUAUAUCUGCUAGGCAAGGCGGGUACUCGGGAGGCAGCAACGAGUGGCUGACGUUCUCUGAAGCUGAAGCGCGUCAACUGGGCUCCGGCGAGAAGGGAGACUACUACUCGUUGCUCGGAGUCCUCACGUUCACAUUCGCGGACAACGCCGUAUACAAGGCCUGUCCGCAGGAACAGUGUAACAAGAAACUCGUCGACCAAGAGAAUGGACUGUUCAGAUGCGAGAAAUGCAACAGGGAAUACCCCAACUAUAAAUACAGGCUGCUUUUGGGGGCUACCGUAUCAGACCCGACAGGCGACCAGCGUAUAACUGCGUUCAACGAGUCCGCGGAGGCGAUGCUCGGCAAGCCCGCCGCAGACAUCGGCCGCAUGUUCGAGUACGACAAGGCCGGAUACUCGCAACUCUUUGAGGACGUCAAAUUCCAAACCUUCGUAUUUAAGUUCCGCACAAAAUUGGAAACUUACAACGAUGAAGCGAGGCUGAAGACUACAGUCAUGACAGCUGUUCCGGUCGAUUACAAAGACGCUAAUGCUCGGCUUCUUAAAAGCAUCAAAUCUGUUACAGGUGUGGAAGUAUAGCGUACUGAAAAACAACAACUUUAAUUUAACUAUUUCUUUGGCAAGCGUCAACUUGUUUAUCAAUAACGCCUUUUUUAAUUCUAAACGACUAUGGUCAUUGGCAUUAUACCUCUGUACAAAUUAAUCAUAAUUUUAGAAAUAAGAUAAUGCAGGUUAUCAUUAUCCAGUUUCAAAAACAAGGAAAAUUGUGUCUUAAUCUUACUUAACCAGUGUAUUGAUAUAAAAUUAAGUUUGUAUUACAUUCGUUCUUUAAAUUCCAAAUAAAACUUUUUGUUUUACA